Molecule: messenger RNA, 1218 nt
Organism: Ixodes scapularis (black-legged tick)
Lineage: Eukaryota; Metazoa; Arthropoda; Arachnida; Ixodida; Ixodidae
Exons: 9
Coding region: 309-989 (226 amino acids)
Source: RefSeq, a predicted model, not a curated record
CAAUUAAUUAAAGAUCCUAGAAUUAGGGUCAAUGUCCCCGAUGACCAAUGACCCAGCCUGUUUUUUUAUUUUAUCUUUUUACAACGGGCGUUGUUUUUUUGUUUCUUUUUUUCUUGCAAUGUUGGGGAGCUUUGGCAGCCUUGGGCGUAGGUUCAACGGGAGCCAAUCGCCAUCAAGACCAGCCCAAAGCGACGCUCUUGGACGCUCUGUUGCAGUGGAAGCAGACGAUAAUUUAAAAGGCUUGCAGCCCGUCAAAUAAUGUAGAAAGUUCCUGAAAACAGCAUGUAAAUACCUUUAAACUAACAAUAAUGUCGGGCAGUAGGAUUCACGGAACCAGCGAUUCAAGUUCUCCUGACCUGGCGAGCGUUUUCAGCCGAACCCAAAGAGAAAGCCUUGAUACCAAGCACAAAUUGGAAAUGUUAGAGGCCCGAAGAUCCAAUGUGACGGAGGAACAGGCAUUGAAAGUCAUAGACCAGCUUUCGUUGCUUAAAAUGAAACAGCGUCCAAAACAAGCCGAAUGGGAAGCUUUGAAGUCAAAAAUGUCAUUCGUUCAAGACAAAUGUUGCAAGUUCGAAAAAGCAAAUACAGAGGUGUCCACAAGAAUCGCAGACCUCACUACUAGGAUUGUUCAGCAUAAAGCUGCAGAAUUAAACAAAAUAAAUAACAUCAGGGAACACGUGCAAGAUCUGCAGCAUACCCUUGCAGAAACUAUAUCCAGUCCUGAAUGCCGGGACAGGCUCGUAGCAUCGUUGACAGCGCAAUGGAAGGAGUUGAAAGCAGGCUUCAUCAACCUGGACAGCGAGCUGCAGUGCACCGAGGAGGCAGAGCUGAGGGAAGCCAAAGACGAGAGAGUGACGCUAGAGGAGGCGAAUGAUGCCCUGAAAGUCUUUGAAGUCGGACAAGCCAGUCUAGAGAGGACACUCGCCGCCCUCACCAAGUGGAAGCAGCAACUAGAGGAUGAAUGCGAGAAACUGUCUCGAGAGGCUUAGGCCUUACUGUACUCUGCUCCCACUGCCACUGACAAAUGCCAAAGAGCCUGUGAUAGCGGCAUCUUUAGCGCAUCCUCCGACGUGUCUAGCGAGGUGCCAGGCCCGCCCCCAAGUAACUGUUUUCGAAGCUUCAUUUUUACUUAACCCUCGUUUUCUUUUCUACGGGCCCCUCGGUUUAUAGGGGGGGCGAUGACCAUGUACCGAAAAAAUAAAACAUUCCGAGCCUUUC